UUUACCUACCACGACUGCAGUCUAGGUAGACGCCGCAACGAUGGGUUUCGACUCUACCCAGACCAAGUCGCACGCUGGCGGACUGCAUCCUGGCAGCGACUCGGACGCUCAGUCUUUGCAUCAUGAUGGGACUAUUGAAGAACCUCAGAUCAACGUCGGCGGACAUGGAGGGACGCAACGGAGACUGCGUGACUACCAGGUUACCAUGAUUGGGUUUUCGUCGGGGAUUGGAACCGGUCUCUUCAUCGGCACAGGCUCAGCAUACGCCCAAGCCGGUCCAGCAGGUCUCCUCCUCGCGUACCUCAUCGUCGGAGCAAUCCUCUGGUGUGUGAUGCAAAGCAUCGCCGAGUUGGCCACAUUGUUCCCCACCGCCGGCUCCUUCCCCCACUGGGCCACCCGCUUCAUCGACCCCUCCGUUGGCUUCUCCCUCGCCAUCUCCUACGGCUACUGCUACACGAUCGCCAUCGCCUCCGAAGCCUCCGCCUCCGCCAUUAUCGUUUCCUACUGGACUUCCCUUACCCCAGCCGUCGUCAUCACCGUGUCCCUCGCUCUCAUCCUCUUCAUCAACCUCAUGGACGUCCGCUGGUUCGGUGAAUCCGAAGUCAUUGCGGGAUCGAUCAAAGUCCUCUGCUUCCUUGGCCUCGUGUUCGUCGCUAUAGUCAUCACGGCGGGAGGCGCGCCAAAUGGCGAAGCAAUCGGUUUCCGGUACUGGAAUAAUCCCGGUCCAUGGGUCAAUUACAACGACAUCACCGGCUCGACAGGCCACUUCCUCGGCCUCCUGAGUGCCUUCGUCAACGCCUCCUUCUCCUUCAUCGGCAUCGAAACCGUUGUCAUCUCCGCCGCCGAGUCUGUCAACCCGCACCGCGCCAUUCCCCGCUCCGCCUCCCUUGUCACCUACCGCAUCGGAUUCUUCUACAUCCUCGGCGCCCUGCUCAUCGGUCUAAUCGUUGACCCCCGCAACCCCGACCUCGUCUCCGGCACCGGAAACGCCAAAUCCUCCCCCUGGGUCAUCGCCAUCAACGAAGCGGGAAUCGUCGCCUUACCCUCCAUCGUCAACGCCUGCAUCCUCAUCUCCGCUUGGUCAGCCGGAAACUCCUACUGCUGGGUCGGCGCCCGUAUCAUCCUCGCCAUGACGACUGAUCGCCAGCUCCCCCAAUUCUUCGGUAAGACCUGGAAAAAUGGCGUGCCGUGGGUGGCGGUCCUCACAUCCUGGCUCUUCGGACCGCUCGCAUACCUCUCCCUCGGAUCAGGCGGUGCAUCGCAAGCUUUCGCCUGGCUCCUCAACCUCUCCACCGUCGCAGGUCUGAUCGCCUGGGCGACACUGUGCUUCACCUACAUCCGCUUCUUCCGCGGCUUGAAAGCGCAAAACAUCUCCCGCGACAGUCUACCCUGGAAAGGACCCUUCCAACCCUACACCGCCUGGUUCGGGUUCAUCGGUAGCGUGAUCAUCACUCUCGUGGCGGGCUUCCCAGUGUUCUUGAAGGGCAACUGGAGCACGUCGAACUUCGUGGCGAGUUACGUCGGCAUCCCCAUCUUUAUCGUUCCGAUUAUCGGGUGGAAAUUGUGGCAUCGGACCAAGUUAGCGAGGGCGGACACGAUGGAUAUGUGGAGUGGGAGAUUGAGGGAGCAGGAUAAAGUGGAUGUCGAGCGGCCUGCGGGGGCGACGAAGAAGUAUCUCGGAUGGGUGUGGUAG
Zymoseptoria tritici IPO323 is the source of this 1693-nucleotide messenger RNA. RefSeq lists its product as uncharacterized. Gene Ontology annotation, cellular component: membrane. The record is from RefSeq and is a predicted model, not a curated record. Bases 41 to 1693 code for a protein of 550 amino acids. Lineage: Eukaryota; Fungi; Ascomycota; Dothideomycetes; Mycosphaerellales; Mycosphaerellaceae. Gene Ontology annotation, molecular function: amino acid transmembrane transporter activity. Gene Ontology annotation, biological process: amino acid transmembrane transport. The transcript has 3 exons.